This is a messenger RNA of Fomitopsis serialis, 1245 nucleotides long. RefSeq lists its product as uncharacterized. The record is from RefSeq and is a predicted model, not a curated record. The transcript has 6 exons. NCBI's taxonomy places the organism in Eukaryota, Fungi, Basidiomycota, Agaricomycetes, Polyporales, Fomitopsidaceae. Bases 1 to 1245 code for a protein of 414 amino acids.
AUGCCUCGUCUGUUUCCCCACCUCGGACGCUCCUCGAAGGAGCAUGUCGCUGGCUACGACGCCUACGAUCCUUAUUACGGCCACCCGGAGCACGGGUAUGGUUAUGAUGGUUAUGAAUAUGUACCUGAGCAGCGGGAGAGAUCCACCUGGCGCAAGAUGCUCUCCAGAGGCUCGGGUUCGAGCUCGAACACCAAGAGCUCUGGCACGAGAACGGGAGGAAGGGCGUACUACGGUGAAGGCGAGGUGCCAGUACGGCUUCCAACGCACCGUCUCGCGGACCCACCACGCACACUCUCCUCCACAGAACGCAUGUAUCCCCACCCCGUCCAAGUCCCGCAUUACGCAAACUCGGACGAGACUGAGUCCUACGUGAACAUCCCCUCCCGGCCGCACAGCCCGGUGCCGAUAGUGCAGCGGGAGAGCUCCUUUACCGAUAUGAACGGUCUAGGGCGACUGCAAGAAGCCUUCGCAGAUCACGGCACCUAUAGCGCGGCGGCGCCGACGGUGAUGAUGGACCCCACCACGCCAGUACACGGUUCGCCGAGGAUGCCCCCUAGACCAAUGCACGCGGCCGGACCGGUGCGGAUGGGGACGAUGCAUGAGGCGCGACACGAGCCCGUGAUCAUCGACGACUCGAAUGGGAGUGUGGAAGGCAUUCGGCCCGAUGUCGACGUUAUGAGGCCGUCGAGCUCGAAGCACAGACAUCAGCGCUCCCAUCGCGAACACGAGAGGCGCCUCGAGAGGGAAAAGGUCACUGGCGGCCCGACGUAUUGGGAGCAUCAUCCUGGAGUGCAUGAGUAUCCACCGGUCGUCGUAGUCGUCCAGCGGGGCGCUUAUGGGGAGAAGGAUACCUACUACAUCAUUCCCGGAGGCCAACCGGUCAUAUUCGAGGACGACUAUGGCAUCGAAUCACCCGUGUGGGAGAUUUCAGUGGAUUUUACAGACCUCAGCCUCUCCACCCCGUCAUUGUUGAGGACGAAUACGGACGCGAGAUUUGUCGGUCAAGCUGGCUACUCCGAUGGUCGCAUAACCCCAGGGCCAUAUUUCGGAAGAGUCAACGUCCAGUAUCUUGGCAACAACACGCAUGGCUACCAGCGAAGCCGUACUUCGCGCCGCGAGCGUUACGACAGAAUGUACGAUGGAGAGUACGACAGGGGAUACAACAGGGAAUAUGCCCCGUCGUACGUCUCGUAUCCGUCGCCCGCCUUCGAUGAGUAUGCCGAUGGCAGAUCGCCCUACAAGUAA